Electrophorus electricus (electric eel) is the source of this 2595-nucleotide messenger RNA. It is a transcript of the gene ezrb, whose product is annotated as ezrin b. The record is from RefSeq and is a predicted model, not a curated record. Gene Ontology annotation, molecular function: actin binding. Gene Ontology annotation, cellular component: cytoskeleton. Lineage: Eukaryota; Metazoa; Chordata; Actinopteri; Gymnotiformes; Gymnotidae.
GCAUGACGAUUCAUCAGAGGGAGGGGAAUUGUGCUGGUGCAGUCGGAUUUAUAGGAGUUUCCUCAAAUUUCAUCUCUUCCCGUUCAGGAGGCUCUCUGGAAAAGUCGUUUACCGGAAUAACUCAGAACCUUUGCUUCUACAACAGCACUUAAAAUGCCCAAACCUGUAAAUGUCCGUGUCACUACCAUGGAUGCUGAGCUGGAAUUUGCCAUCCAGCCCAGCACAACUGGCAAACAACUUUUUGACCAGGUAGUUAAAACCGUUGGUUUGCGUGAGGUGUGGUUCUUUGGACUUCAGUACAUGGACAGCAAAGGUUAUCUUACUUGGCUUAAACUUGAUAAGAAGGUCACCACUCAGGAUGUAAAGAAGGAGAACCCACUUCAAUUCAAGUUCCGUGCUAAAUUCUUCCCAGAGGAUGUUUCAGAGGAGCUGAUACAGGAGAUCACCAAGAAGCUCUUCUUCCUGCAGGCAAAGGAAGGUAUCCUCAGUGACGAGAUCUACUGCCCUCCAGAGACAGCUGUGCUUCUUGCCUCUUACUCAGUGCAAGCCAAAUUUGGUGACUUCAACAAAGUGGUACACCAGCCUGGAUACCUCAGUUCUGAGCGCCUCUUGCCUCAAAGAGUCCUAGAGCAGCACAAUCUAUCCAGAGAACAGUGGGAGGAGAGGAUCCGCGUGUGGCAUGAGGAGCACACUGGCAUGCUGAAGGAGGAUGCCAUGCUGGAGUACUUAAAGAUUGCACAAGACCUGGAAAUGUAUGGGGUGAACUAUUUUGAUAUAAAAAACAAGAAGGGAACAGAUCUUUGUCUGGGAGUAGAUGCCUUAGGCCUAAACAUUUAUGACAAAGAGGACAAGCUUAGCCCCAAAAUCGGAUUUCCCUGGAGUGAAAUCAGAAACAUUUCUUUUAAUGAUAAGAAGUUUGUCAUCAAGCCCAUUGACAAAAAAGCUCCAGAUUUCGUCUUCUAUUCCCCACGUCUGCGCCUUAACAAGCGCAUCCUGCAACUGUGCAUGGGCAACCACGAGCUGUACAUGCGCCGUAGGAAACCAGACUCCAUAGAGGUGCAACAGAUGAAGGUGCAAGCGAGAGAGGAGAAGCAUCAGAAACAGAUGGAAAGGGCCCAGCUGGAGAGUGAGAAGAAAAAGAGAGAGGCCAUAGAGCAGGAGAAGGAACAGAUGGAGAGAGAGAAGCGGGAGCUGAUGAUGCGGCUGUACCAGUUUCAGGAGAAGACUGAGAAAGCGGAGAAAGACCUGCAUGAGCAGAUGCUGAGGGCCCAACAGCUGGAACAGGAGCGGAUGCGUGCAAAGCAGGAAGCUGACAGACUGGAGGCUGAGAGACAGGCUGCCCUGUUGGCCAAGGAGGAACUGGCACGCCAAGCCCAAGAUCAAAUGAAGAACCGGGAGCAGCUGGCAGCUGAGCUUGAACAACACUCUGCAAAGAUUGCCCACCUAGAGGAGGCCAGGAAGCGCAAGGAAGAUGAAGCCAGCACAUGGCAGCACAGAGCGCACGAAGCCCAGCAGGACCUUUUGAAGACCCGGGAGGAGUUGCACCUGAUGAUGACAGCCCCCCCUCCCCCUCCUCCUCCUCCCCCUCCUGUCUACGAUGACAUAGAGGACCAUGAGGGCGAAGAUGGUGAGGAGGGAACCAGAAGUUACAGUGCCGACCUGCGGAGUGAUGGAAUCAGCGACCAUCGCCACGAGGAGAACCGCAUCACAGAGGCUGAGAAGAACGAGCGCGUUCAGAAACAGCUGCUGGCUUUAACCUCAGAGCUAGCUCAUGCUCGCGAUGAAACCAAAAAGACCCAGAACGACCUUCUGCACUCUGAGAACGUGCGCGCUGGCCGUGACAAAUACAAGACCUUGCGACAGAUCCGACAGGGCAACACUAAACAACGGAUUGAUGAAUUUGAGGCCUUGUAAAAGUUGCAGGCUGGGGAGGGGAGGGAGGGCUGACAACAUGGAAGGAAGAUUUUCUUGUUCAUCCUUUAUAAGAGGCACACCCUCAAUACAAGAAAAAAGCUUAUGGUUAUGGAACACCAGAUUGUUAAAGACUCUAGAAAUGUGCUCUUAACAUAAAGGGUUUCUAGGAAAAUUAGCAACAUUUAUUACAUUCUGAUACACUAGUGCCAAAAUGCACCUUUUGAUAGCAUUGACUUUUUUUUAGUUAAUUAUAAAUCACUUUCAAAUCACUUUUCUUUUUUAAACAAUCUGUGUUUUGAUAAGAAAUUAAUUCCUAACUGGAUUGUAGCUCAAUAAAUAUUUUGAAUAUAUUUAAUAGCUUUUAAGAAAGUAAAUAUAGCUCCUCUUCUGUGUGAGAGACGCACACAGAUGCACGCAUAUAUAAUUGGCAAAUAGGAAGUGUCUUUCUAUAUAAAUCAACGAAGAGCAUAACAUAACCCUAUAUAAAUCAAUGAGGAGCAUAACAUAACCCUUAUCCUCUUGUAUUGUAACCUUUAGGGUAUAAUCAUUAUGUAAUCAAUUAUACUUUUCAUUUAUAUUUAUUGUGUAUAUGGGACAAUUUAAAAGGGAUCUUAAUUUGGAAUUGUAUAUUUUGCUGUUUUGUUAAUUAAAAUAAGCAUUUGUCAGGUGUUGGCCAAAAUA